Molecule: messenger RNA, 517 nt
Organism: Dentiscutata erythropus
Lineage: Eukaryota; Fungi; Glomeromycota; Glomeromycetes; Diversisporales; Gigasporaceae
Source: the annotation of a GenBank genome assembly
UUCCCAACGGCAAAGUGUUAUUGAAAAAAAGUUCAAUACAAUAAUCGAUAAAAUAAAAAGUUUGCCAGAUAAUGAGAUCCUAAAAAUUGAAAGUCUGAUAAACAUUAUGACAUAUUCUAAAGGCAAAGUUAAGGGCGAAAUAAUAUCACCUUAUCUACAAAAAAAAGCAAUUGAGUUCUUAGAAACAACAUCUUUAACAAAUUCGAAUAAUCAACUUAAAUCUUUUUAUAUGAAGAUCAUAAAGGCAAAGAAAGCAAAGCAAGACUAUAUUUCUAAAAUUCGGUCUGUUGCUCAGAAAUCAAAAAAAAUUACUAAAGAUCAAUUUAAAAAAGCAGUAAACAAAAUGAUAAAAAAUAAUAAUGAAUACUCAACUGAAUUCGUUAAACUUGCUACUAGUAUAAGCAACAUUGAGACAAUUUCUCUUUCAGCAGCAACAGAAUAUACUAAAAAAAUAAUAACUUUUCUUAUUGGUAAACCACCAAACCAUUGGAUAUCAACAGGAACUCUUUCUCGGUAG